CCCUCCUGCUGAAGAAAUAAACUCUUUCUCGCAAGGUGCCAGUUCCACAGGGUUUAUUCCAUAUAGGCAAGGGAUCUAUCAGGUAGCCAAAAUGCUGUUGAUGCACCUGUGCACGCUUGUGUUUAAGAUACUAACACUGCCGCUACAGAUCGCGGAGCUGGUGGGUCUAUACUCACUGUACAAGCGCGUAUUUCCGUUUUUGGUUUACAGAAUCACUUUCAAUUAUAACAGUAAAAUGAAUGAACACAAACGAGAACUCUUUCGGGCUUUGGGCAAAUUUCGACCAUCGAAUGGCACUCUGACAAUUCUGGAGAUUGGCUGUGGCACUGGGGCGAACUUUGAGCACUAUCCAACUGGCUGCAAGGUAAUAUGCACAGACCCUAACCCUCAUUUUCAAGAUUAUCUACAGAAGAACAUGGCGAAAAACGACCACCUAGUGUACGACAAGUUUGUGGUCGCAACCGGAGAGGACUUGCACGCAGUACCUGACAAUUCUGUAGAUGUGGCUGUGGUCACUCUCGUGCUCUGCUCUGUCCGCGACACUGGGUGCGUGCUGAAAGAGGCCAAACGAGUACUUCGACCUGGUGGUGCGUUUUUCUUCCUGGAGCACGUGGCCGCCGACCCCUCCAGCUGGACGUACUUCUGCCAGCAUGUUCUGCAACCUCUGUGGUACUACUUUGGUGAUGGCUGUGAAACGACUCGUCCAACAUGGGAGUGCAUCGAAAAUGCGGGAUUCAGCCAGGUGAACCUGCGGCACAUCCAGGCACCCAUCACCUUCAUUAUCAAGCCACACAUUGUGGGCUAUGCUGUUAAAUAAUCAUGCAUCAACACACCACUGCAUACACACACACAACUGCACAAUAACAGUGUUUGUAACUCAACUUGACUACAGGUAUAUUCAGCUUAGUUGUACCUGCUAAUAAAUCUCAUCAGAAAGCUUGUUCAGUUGUGUCAAGCUCCUGCAUGACAACAUCUCUCCUUGUCCGUUUAAUUCCUGUUGCUCCACCACUUUUUAAUCACAUUUGAAACAGUAGUCUUUGAUUAUGAUCCAUUAAACAAAUUUAAGCUAAUUCAGCUAAUAUGUCCGUCCAGUCAGUGUGUACAGUGUUUGUGCAGAAGUGGAAAACAAAAUGGCUUGUGCUGAGUAAUACAUUAUGGUAGCCAAUCAACAACGAGGGGUCCAUUAUUAGGGGUCAUGGUCCAACACUGCUCCAGGAGUAGUGUUUAGUUCAAGCAGUGGUGUAGUCGACGUGAUGUGCAGGACUACGCAGUUUACCCACUUAAACAGCAUCACCAUCUCAGUAUACAGGAUACGUAUCAACAUUUGGGGUUGA
Molecule: messenger RNA, 1334 nt
Organism: Alosa sapidissima (American shad)
Lineage: Eukaryota; Metazoa; Chordata; Actinopteri; Clupeiformes; Clupeidae
Gene: tmt1a.1
Product: methyltransferase like 7A, tandem duplicate 1
Exons: 3
Coding region: 92-817 (241 amino acids)
Molecular function (GO): S-adenosylmethionine-dependent methyltransferase activity
Source: RefSeq, a predicted model, not a curated record